CUUACACAAUUCGACGCCCUCGACGUACGAAUUUCCCACCACAAACAUGGACAAGCAACUCGAUACAUGCUUCGACCGUGUCGAAAAAGCACUUGGGACAUUAGUUGACUCAAUUUCCAAAUACCACCCGUCCGUAAAUCAGGUCAAUGAGCUAGGUCUCGCAGACAUUGAGCUGAACAAGGGCUUAGAGGAGCUACAAACCCACCAGUCAAAUUACAAGCGCAUACAAGACCUACGAGCCGCGACAACCAGCCUCGAUUCCCAAAUCAAAGAUACCCUCCGCCUCUUAGCCAACACGCGCAAAGAGCUUGUCGGAGCAUCCGCCACAGUCUUCCCCUCCGACGCCCCAAGCUACGACGUAAACUACGAUGAACUCCUAGCCUACGCCCGCCGCAUAAGCAAAACCACCCUCCCACCCGCCAGCGCCCUCAACAGCACAUCCACAGACAACGGAGCAAUCGGCAGUACCGACGCAGCCACUCCCGCCGCAGCAACCCCCAACGGCGCACAACCGACCCCAGGAAACGCAAACGGCCAAGACUCCACACAACAGACCCCCGCCGCCGAUCCCCCAGCAACAGCGUUACCAGAGGAUCUCCAAUGGAACGUGAACCCGCUCAGCGGCGUAGACUUCGCGCCAUGGCCGAACGAAGAGCAAGUGCGUAAGGGAGCCAUGGCGCAGUUAGCGUUUAUCUCGGAACAAGGGAUUGACGCGGAAGAUUACGACCCGGAGGAAGAGAAGGCGCGGAAGGAGCGUGAGGAGGAAGAACGGCGGGCUGCUGAGGAGAAGGAGAGGAUUGAGCGGGAAGAACGUGAGCGUAGGGCUAGGGAGGAACAGGUUAGGAUUAGAGUUGAGAGGGAGAGGGAGCAGAGAGAGGCUUGGAGACGGGGGAGUGUGGUUGAUGGAGGGGCUGGCGCGGGGGCGGCUGCGGGACAGCAGCCCGUUAGUACGUCGCCGGUGGGUGAGAAGGUGCAGUUUCAGUUUAUGGCCGAUGAUGAUGAGGAUGAUGAUGAAUGAGCGGGUGUGUAGCGAGGGUACAUGGGCUAAGUUGGUGGUGUAUGCCUAUAUGCUCUCUACUUAAGCCUACCAUUGCGCGCAAAUAGAGUUAUGCUCGUUAUGAUAUAGCCAAGAUACUCUAUAAGCGCGAUGAAUUGAUACGUAUAACCA
Molecule: messenger RNA, 1168 nt
Organism: Hypoxylon trugodes
Lineage: Eukaryota; Fungi; Ascomycota; Sordariomycetes; Xylariales; Hypoxylaceae
Exons: 2
Coding region: 47-1018 (323 amino acids)
Biological process (GO): regulation of transcription by RNA polymerase II
Cellular component (GO): mediator complex; core mediator complex
Molecular function (GO): transcription coregulator activity
Source: RefSeq, a predicted model, not a curated record